AUACGUAUCGAUGAGUCGUUGUGACAUAUACAGUACGAGUGAUAGUGUAAUCAAUGUGUAUUAACUACGUUAAAAAAAUGUAUGACACGUCUAAUAGUGUUAAAUUGUAUAUUUCUUUUACACGCAAAGACCCGAAAGGCGUUCCAUAGCAAAGAUCAAAAUGGCAUUCCAUAGAAAUCCUGGUUGAGAAUGAAACGACAGAACAAAUGAACAACGAAACAGCAACCUACGCCAGCCAACCCCGGAUGACGCUUGGCCAAUUGUGUGCCUCACUAUGGGACUCCCAAUCACGCCCAGAUGUGAUGCAGCCUGGAUUCAAACCAGGGACUGUAGUGACUAUUUAUAACUAACCCCUUCGGUCUAUGUUAAUAUCAUUGACCCUGGCCACACUACUGUAGUAGGGGUUUGGUUUGCUGACUAUUUAUAACUAACCCCUUCGGUCCAUGUUAAUAUCAUUGACCCUGGCCACACUACUGUAGUAGGGGUUUGGUUUGCUGACUAUUUAUAACUAACCCCUUCGGUCCAUGUUAAUAUCAUUGACCCUGGCCACACUACUGUAGUAGGGGUUUGGUUUGCUGACUAUUUAUAACUAACCCCUUCGGUCUAUGUUAAUAUCAUUGACCCUGGCCACACUACUGUAGUAGGGGUUUGGUUUGCUGAGGCUGACGUUAGCUAGCUAGCCAAUGCUCAGUUCAACCAACAUCACUAUUUUGUACGGCAGGUCGAACGGGGAUAAAAACACCAGAUUUCGGUAUUGUGGAACAGCGACAUUUGGUGGUGGCAAACUAUAGUACGCAUCACAGGUGAGAGCACACGACAGACACACUUUCCCCAACACAGUGGUGGAAAAAGUACUCAUUGUCAUACUUGAGUAAAAUUAUAGCUACCUUUUAUAUAAAAUUACUCAAGUUAAAGUUAGUCACCCAGUAAAAUACUUACUUGAGUAAAGUCUAAAAGUAUUUGGUCCAAAAUCUACUUAAGUAUCAAAGUACAAGUAUUCAUAAUUUCAAAUGCCUUAUAUUAAGCAAAGCAGAUGGCACCAUUUUCUUGUUUUUAAAUUGUACGGAUAGACAGGGGCACACUCCAACAUAAUUUACAAAAGUUGCAUGCGUUUAGUGAGUCAGCCAGAUCAGAGGCAGAAGGGAUGACCAUGUGUUAUCUUUAGGAAUGUAGUGAAGUAAACGUCAUAAAAAAUAUAAAUAGUAAAGUACAGAUACCCCCCAAAACGACCUAGUUGUACUUUAAAGUAUAUUUAGUACUUUACACCACUGCCAACACACUCAAUAAAACACUCAAGUAAAGCAGAAAAGCUUAACAGUAUGAACAUUUAUUUCUGGAUAUAAAUUAAAGUGUUUUAAAUAGCAGUGUCUACUCAGAUUAUAGUAAAUACAUUGUUUAUCUGAUUUAUUUUUUCUUUUAGAAAUAGUCAUCGUGCAGGGUGUUUUUAUCCACAAUAUUCUAUAAUUUUAUCCUACUGAGACUGAGGGCUGAUUAUAAAUGCUGAGCUAUGACAGACAGACAAGCCCUUUGCUUAAUACAAUACAUUAUUAUUAUUAUUAUUAUUAAUACUUUUGAUACUUAAGUAUAUUUAUAACCAAAUACUUUUAGACUUUUACUUAAGUAGUAUUUUACUAGGUGACGUUCACUUUUACUUGAGUAACUUUCUAUUCAGGUAUCUAUACUUUUACUCAAGUAUGACCAAGGUGUACUUUUUCCACCACUGUGUUGGGGAAAGUGUGUCGUAUGCUCUCACCUGUGAUGCUCACUAUAGUGUGCCACCACCAGAUGUCGCUGUUGAGAUAAAUAUUGUUCCACAAUACCGAAAUAGUGUUUUUAUUGCCGUCCGACUUGCCGUCCAAAAGCAAAGUCACCAGGAAGAGAAAUGUCAAACGUUUGGAAACUGGUAACGGUUAAACUGUUGUUUUUUUUGUAUCUUGUAUGAUACAUUCAGGUUCUUAGAAUAGUACAGACUACAAAAUGACAACCGUAAAAUACUGUUUAAAAGAGUGAUGUUGGUUGGGCUGAGCAUAGGCUAGCUAGCUAGCUAGCUAGCUAACGUCAGCAAACCAAACCACUACAACAAGUGUGGCCAGGGUCAAUGAAGUUAACAUAGACAGAAGGGGUUAGUUUUCAAUAUUCGACAUUAGCUAGCUAGCUAGCCAUAUGUAUGACGAGCUAAAAGAGAAGACGUUUUACGAGCUGAAUUCGCGAUCAAAAAUAUAGUUAAUCUCGUAAAACGUAUUUUUAUUCAUAAAUCUGGCCAUGGCAUUACUGGACAAACCGGGUAUGUCCGGGUUUGUAAAUAUACUUAAUAUAUUAGCCUUAUUCUUUAUUUUGUGCACUCGGGAAUUAUUCAGACCUUGUCUUUCCACAUUUUGUUACAGCCUUAUUCAAUGUUUCCCCCCCUCAAUUUCAACACAAUACCCUAUAAUGACAAAGCAAAAACAGGUUGACAUUUUUGCAAAUUUAGUAGAAAUAAAAAAAUAUAAGGCUUACAUAAGUAUUCAGACCCUUUACUCAGUACUUUAAAGCACCUUCGGCAGCGAUUACAGACUCGAGUCUUCUUGGGUAUGAUGCUAAAUCAAAUCAAAUGUAUUUAUAUAGCCCUUCGUACAUCAGCUGAUAUCUCAAAGUGCUGUACAGAAACCCAGCCUAAAACCCCAAACAGCAAGCAAUGCAGGUGUAGAUGCACGCUACAAACUACAAGCUUGGCACACCUGUAUUUGGGGAGUUUGUCCCAUUUUUCUCUGCAGAUCCUCUCAAGCUCUGUCAGUCUGGAACCGUUUAUAUUUCCCUCGAUCCUGACUAGUAUCCCAGUCCCUGCCACUGAAAGGUGGCAGGUUUCCUCCCGGUAUGACGCUUGGCAUUCAGGCCAAAGAGUUCAAUCUUGGUUUCAUCAGACCAGAGAAUCUUGUUUCUCAUGGUCUGAGUCCUUUUUUGGCAAACUCCAAGCGGCUGUCAUGUGACUCCUACUAGGAGUGGCUUCCAUUUGGCCACUACCAUAAAGGCUUGAUUGGUGGAGUGUUGCAGGGAGGGUUGUCCUUCUGGAAGGUUCUCCCAUCUCCACAGAGGAACUCUGGAGCUUUGUCAGAGUGACCAUCGGGUUCUUGGUCACCUCCCUGACGAAGGCCCUUCUCCCCUGAUUUCUCAGUUUGGCCAGGUGGCCAGCUCUAGGAUGAGUCUUGGUGGUUCCAAACUUCUUCCAUUUAAGAAUGAUGGAGGCCACUGUGUUCUUGGGGACCUUCGAUGCUGCAGACAAUUUUUGGUACCCUUCCCCAGAUCUGUGCAUCGACACAAUUCCGUCUCUGAGAUCUACGUCCAAUUCCUCGACCUCAUGGCUUGGUUUUUGCUCUGACAUGCACCGUCAACUGUGUGACCUUAUAUAGACAGGUGUGUGCCUUUCCAAAUCAUGUCUAAUCAAUUGAAUUUACCACAGGUGGACUCGAAUCAAGUCAUCUCAAGGAUGAUCAAUGGAAACAGGAUGCACCUGAGCUCAAUUUCGAGUUCCAUAGCAAGGGUCUAAAUACUUAUGUAAAUAAGGUAUUUCUGUUUUUUAUUUGUAAUACUUUUGCAAACCUUUUUAAAACUGUUUUUGCUUUGUCAUUAUGAGGUAUUGUGUGUAGAUUGAGGACAUUUUUUUUAUUUAAUCCAUUUUAGAAUAAGGCUGUAAAUGUAACAAAAUGUGGAAAAAGUCAAGGGGUCUGAAUACCUGCCAUGAAUGUCCUGACUCUUGCCAUACAUUUACCCAUUUACCAUAAAGUAAUGAUCCUGCAUCAUGAUGUGUAACCAAUGCCAGGUGCCGCAGUUUGCCGCUGUGUCAGGGGUCCUGGGUCUGAUGACGGGCACUGCGACUGUCCUGGCCACCAGCGAGGUGAAGAAGAAACCUGCAGCUCUGAGUCUCAGUAUUGAAGAGCUCCCGUCCCUCUAUGUUACUCCAGAGCCGCAGCUCCGGUAUGUGGAGCCAGAGGUGGGGCCAGUGGAACAGGGCGUGGCCAAGCUGAGGAAAUGGGCCGAGCCUUACACCAACCAGUGUCAGGUAACGGGUCUGGUUGCCCUGGAGAAAGCUGAGGAGGUCUACAGGACUGUAGAGCCCACUGUGAGCGCCUCUACCAGGACAGUGAGAGAGACAUAUGAGUUCCUCAAUGAUCCUCCUCCGGACCUCUAUCCCAGCGUCGGGGUGGUUGGCUUCUCUGGCUUCUUAGGAUUGUACCUGGCCAAAGGUUCCAGGGUGAAGAGGCUGGUGUUUCCUGUCGGGCUGAUGGCUCUUAGUGCUUCCAUGUUCUACCCCCAGCAAGCUGCCUCCUUAACCAAGGUGAGCAGGGACUCUGUGUACAGCUGGAGUCAGCAGGGUCGGGAUGCUCUGCAGAUGCUCUGGAAGGACCUGCCAUUUGGCAAGGGCAAGGCAGGCUGAGAAGGCCGAGGACAAGAGCACUGCUAGCUGACACAGAAAGCCUGGACACAUCGCAUGAGAUUUUGAAAGUUAAUGGCAUCAAAGGUCCCAAAACAAUCACAUUUUGUUGUGUCAUGGAACAUUUGGUUCAAACGUAGAGAAUAGGUUAUAAUUGGAGCCCGGCCGGUAUAUUGUUUCACCGAUAUUAUCCAUCUAUAUUGGCUGUAAAACCCAGGGUGUUUUAUUUGACUGUGUGUGUUCAUGUUGUGGGCCUAAUGUUGAGAGUGUGUUUGGGUGUGCAUGUUCAAUCGUGUGGUGUUCCUAGGUGUGGAUUGUUGCUGGCCCUCAGGCCCUUGUUCUCCUAUGCCUUUGGCACCUGAUUUGUUUCAUGAAAUUGUGAAAUCCUCAAUGACUGAUGUGAAUAUAGGGGAUUAGGAUUCUUGGCAUGAUAACAACGGUUGUCAGAGGAGUUGGACUGCAACUUCUGACAGAAUCACCUAUAUUAACAACAGCCCUCUUUUCCCGAGAGUGUUUCCCUAGGUGGCAACGGUGUGACACAAAGCUCCUCACGGUGCACGUAGUGUUGGCACACAAAACAGAAAAGUAUUUGAAUUUUGAAGGACGUUACAUCAUGUCAUCACACCCACCAGUGGUGAGAGCCUGUUAUUACCAUAAUCUACUGUAUGUCUAAAUUGGUUGGAACCAGGCUCUUGUCGUAAAAAUACAAUUUGUUUUCAGUGAUAUAACCUGGCUUACUAGAGGUGAUAUAAACUCUGUAGUUCUGGGUGUGCUGCACCAGUGUGGAUCGAAAUCACAUUCAACACUCCUAUAUGCACCGCGCCUCCAUGGUGUACACACACCCUAGACAGAGCACCUUAACAUACCGCUGUCUCUCCUGUAACAUGAUACAUCACAUUCCCUCUUGCUCAGUUACCUUGCCAACUAACCAUGCCAACCUGUUGUAACCAUGCCAAUGGACACAGGAGACUCCUGUCAGCUGUCCUCUGACCUCGUUUCUGUGUUUAUGUCUAAAUCUUGUUGCUCAUGCUUGUUUUGGUUAUGUUUAUGUAUUUAUUUCUAAAGACAUUCCCCCAUCAUUGAUCCACCACAGAGUGCACUACGAUAAUGUUGCAUAAAUUAUUAAAAAAGUUAAAGAUGUACUUCUACUGAAGAAUAUUUAAAUGUGGUGUAUAUUUGAAGUAUUUUGUGUUUCAGGUGAUGAUUUUCAUUUUGAAUUGGUUGAUUUUUGUAUUGAUUGUCUGUUCCCAGAAAACAACUGUCUAUAAACAGAGAUAUGGCCCUAAUAAACCAAACUCCUAUAUGA
This is a messenger RNA of Oncorhynchus kisutch (coho salmon), 5714 nucleotides long. RefSeq names its product MICOS complex subunit MIC26. The record is from RefSeq and is a predicted model, not a curated record. Lineage: Eukaryota; Metazoa; Chordata; Actinopteri; Salmoniformes; Salmonidae. Gene Ontology annotation, cellular component: MICOS complex. Gene Ontology annotation, biological process: cristae formation. The transcript is spliced from 9 exons. Bases 3776 to 4411 code for a protein of 211 amino acids.